AUGCAUGGUGGAAGCCAAGACUUGAGCAAGCAGCUUCAGGAGAUAUGCUGCCAUUCAGAAGAUCGCGUGGCUCUACAAGAGGCCAGAACCCUCGUUCAACAAGGCGCCAACCCUAACAUUCUGGAUGCUCGGCACUUCUUCUGCUCUCCUCUUUUUCAUGCAGUACAAAGAAAUUUAGUCAACACUACCUUACUCCUGAUUAAGCAUCAGGCGAACAUCAAUCAGCCAAAUCGAUUGGGCUUUAGGCCAUUGCAUAUUGCUGCUGUGUACGGGAGCGUUGAAUGCAUUCUGCUACUGUUGAGGGCAGGAGCUGACAUCAAUGCAAAGACUGUCUUCGGGUUUGACGCGUACAAUAUGGCUGUG
Molecule: messenger RNA, 363 nt
Organism: Guillardia theta CCMP2712
Lineage: Eukaryota; Cryptophyceae; Pyrenomonadales; Geminigeraceae
Exons: 1
Molecular function (GO): protein binding
Source: RefSeq, a predicted model, not a curated record